AUGCUGCUGCUCCUCUUCACUUCUGUGCUAACUCUGGGUGCUGUGUCUCCUUCAGAUGACCAUGUCUUCAGGCUACAGCGAGGGGGCUGUCCCAUGUUCUGGUACAAUUUCAACGGCCGCUGCUACAAGUACAUCUCCACACAUAUGACCUGGGCUGAUGCAGAGCUCCACUGUUUGUCACAGGGAGCCAACCUGGUGUCUAUUCACAGUCAGGCUGAAAAUGAUUUUGUCAAAACCCUGAUCAAGAACUUCGACCAUGCUCAAGGAUGGACCUGGAUUGGACUCAGUGACAUCCACAAAGAAGGCAGAUGGAUGUGGUCUGAUGGAUGCCUGGCCAGAUUUUUCUUUUGGGGAGCAGGAGAGCCGAACAACCUCGGAAAUGAGGACUGUGUCCACACAUCGCAUCGCUGGAAUGAUUGUGCAUGUUCCAGUAGAUAUCCCUCUGUUUGUGCUUCUCGAAAAAACUGUCCUUAGCAACUGAGAUUGUAACAACUGUCUGAUUCAAUAUGAUCACUGCCCACCUGCUUUUUUUUUCAAAGAUAUUACUAUACACUUUUAUUGUGAGCGAAGGAGUGAUUUUUCUCUUUAUUUCAUAGACAAAUGUGGGACAUUUGAAUGACUAACUGCGGUCUUGCUGUCUGUGAACCAUGCAUUGAUAAUGAUUCUGAAAAAAAGUACAAUUUCCUUUCAGAAAUGAAUACAGGGAUCCAGAAACACGGAAAGCACUGACAUUUGAAUCCACUGAUUCCU
This is a messenger RNA of Notolabrus celidotus (New Zealand spotty), 750 nucleotides long. RefSeq names its product lactose-binding lectin l-2-like. The record is from RefSeq and is a predicted model, not a curated record. Gene Ontology annotation, molecular function: signaling receptor activity. NCBI's taxonomy places the organism in Eukaryota, Metazoa, Chordata, Actinopteri, Labriformes, Labridae. Bases 1 to 474 code for a protein of 157 amino acids. The transcript has a single exon.